Messenger RNA from Anoplopoma fimbria (sablefish), 1710 nucleotides. RefSeq names its product ankyrin repeat domain 39 (gene ankrd39). The record is from RefSeq and is a predicted model, not a curated record. Gene Ontology annotation, molecular function: protein binding. Bases 321 to 869 code for a protein of 182 amino acids. The transcript is spliced from 4 exons. Lineage: Eukaryota; Metazoa; Chordata; Actinopteri; Perciformes; Anoplopomatidae.
CUCCUGAGUAUUUUUUCGUUUUGUAUACAACAAAUAGUAGCCAUUUGCGUUGUUUCAACUCGUUUCUGACUCAUAACAUUGUUUUUUAUUCGGUUAAAUAAUCGUUUAUUGAUGUUAUUUUGGGGAGUGUGUGUUUCUAAGAUACGCCUGGUGGUGAUAGUAAUGCACCACUAAGUUAUCAACGAUAGACGAAGAAAAAACACGGAACUGUCCAACAGCAUGAUGCCUGUAACCUAUGCAUAUACCUCAAAAAACAGUGUCUAGCUUCAGUUUACAAUCAGUCUGCAGCUAUUUCUAUCCUGCAUGCGGCAAAUAAUACAAUGGCGUCUGAUAGACACCCUUGUUCCUGUUGCUCCAAUCCAGUCUCCUCUCCCAGUGUUUACCAGACUUUGAGUGAAAUGGAAUUUGAACGAGGUAUCUGGUCUGCUGCAAUGGAUGGGGACUUGGAGAGGGUCAAGUUCUUGGUGCAUAAGGGCACUGACCCUAACCUGAGAGACUCAGCUGGAUACACAGCUCUGCACUAUGCAAGCCGCAGUGGUCAUCACGCUGUAUGCAAGUUUCUUCUUGAGAAUGGUGCUUGUGCAUCUCCCCAGACGUCAGGCGGUGCCACACCACUCCAUCGAUCAGCUUACUGCGGCCGCCUCGAUGUGAUCAGACUCCUGCUGCACCACAGAGCAGAUCCAAUGAUCUGUGAUGACGAUGGUGCAUCCCCUUUACAUAAGGCUGCAGAGCAGGGUCAUGCAGAGGUGUGUGAGCUGCUUCUGGAGCACUGUCCAGCACUCUGCAGCCAGGUGAACAAGAGGCUCCAGCUUCCCUUCCAGCUGGCACCGCAGCAAGAUCUGCAGGAGCUGUUAAAACCUCCUCGGUGACGACAGACACACUGUGUCUGGGCUACGCUGAGGUCAUAUAAUUAACAUGAGCUAAAACCUACUGGGUGAGGUUCGCUUCAGUCUCAUCCUGACCUGGAUUUGUUACAUCUGGCUACACCUUUUUCAUUUGAACAUCAGCAAAGAGCCACAGAACAAAACUGGGAGGACACAACAUUACAUUUUCUAUCUUCAUACCAUGAACAUCAUCCUGUUUUUGAUUUCUUUUUUACUGCAUGUGUAAUAUUUACACCUCCUAGUUUUAAAUUGUAGAAACUCGUAAAACCUGUUAAAUAACACCAGCAUCCAGAGUCUGUUGCUGCUUCACUCUUAUCAGGUAGUUGUCAAAUUAUUAAUAAUUCUGUUUACACACAUCAGCCUUUGUGUUAUGAAGAGCAAGUUAAGGCAGAGGUAUAUAGUUUAAGUCUGAGGGCUGAGUGGGGAUGAGGAAACAGACAGAUGUUAUUGACCAGUCGGAAGAAUCAAAUGAAUACCCCCACAUCACCAGAUGGUGCGGUGCACUGAUCUUUAAUGUGGAUUUUUCACCUUGGAAUUAGCCUGACAUACAUAUUUCUAAGUUCAAUACAAGAGAAGAGCAGGAGAACAACGUAGCUACUGACAGGACAGACGGGAUCAAAAGUCCAGUUUAAAAGGCACAAAGUCUUGUUAUGAGUACUGAAAUUUCUCUUUGAAAUACUGCACUUAAACCCACAAUGUGUAGCAUUUAAACUGUAUUUGAGCUGUGCCCUACAAGCACCUGCGUUUGCUCUCCCUGCAGAAUUAAGGAUGGUUUUCUUUGAACAUGCGGCAUGUUUGACAAAGAAGUUUGUAUUAAAACUGGAGC